CCCCCCUACCGCAUUGGGCCACAUCCAUAUCGGGAGGGGGGAUCUCUACCGUCUACCGUUCCGCUGGGUCUUGGGCCCCAGAACACCGCCAGCGUGCAACACAAGGCGCUUGCCGAACAACGUUCACAUCGCAAGACGCAAACAAAGCCAAAUACGGGGUACGUAAUGGACACCGACUCGGACAGCCAUGUCCAUGUCCCUCCAAUUUGCUCCCGUUACCAAAAUACUACUCGUCCUCCUCAGUGCGAAUACCCUCCUGGUGUCCCUAUUCGAUAUCGGCCCGUCCCUUGCCCUCCCACCGACGCUGGCCCAGCCGUAUCGGGCCCUGACUCAUGCCACCGCUCCGACGCUGGAGAGGAGGUUGUCGUCGCGUCAUUUGGCGGCGCUGCUUGUGCUCAUCGCGCCGUUGGGUCCUGUGGCGCUGACGGCGGCGUGUGUGUAUACUCAUGCGUUGCUGGUGCCCCCGUCGUACACGUACUCGGUGGGGUUUGUGACCCUCACGCCCCAUGCACCGACGUGGGUGCUCCUUGUCCUACUCGCCCUGUUGACGUCCCCGGUGCUGGCGGUGCUGGGGGUACUCGGUGCGGUGCUCUACCGCUCCCCGCUCCUGCCCGUUCCUAUAAAACGCUUCCGUCCCCCGCUCCCGUUUGUCGGUGCUGAGACACCCAGUGUGCCACGGUCAAGGCGCGCGUUCCCUGCCCCGAGCCCGAGUCCGGCUCCUCCUACGACCAGUUCGAUGCGCGAGUGGGUCACCCAGCUCACACCCGCCACACCAGGUGGAGGCGGUUAUUGGUGCUCUUCAGCGUAG
Molecule: messenger RNA, 808 nt
Organism: Desarmillaria tabescens
Lineage: Eukaryota; Fungi; Basidiomycota; Agaricomycetes; Agaricales; Physalacriaceae
Exons: 3
Coding region: 188-808 (206 amino acids)
Source: RefSeq, a predicted model, not a curated record